Paramecium sonneborni is the source of this 1259-nucleotide messenger RNA. The record is from the annotation of a GenBank genome assembly. NCBI's taxonomy places the organism in Eukaryota, Ciliophora, Oligohymenophorea, Peniculida, Parameciidae.
AUGCGAAUAAACGUAAUUUAGUAAUUUUAUAAAGUAGCAGUAAAUGUCAGUUCAUCAAAAAUGAUGAAAUAAUUAUCAAAACAUUAUCAACUUAUGCUGAUACAAAGAAUUUCAAUUAACCUCAUCAGUUAUAUGGGAAGACAUUUAAAAAUAUUAUUAAUCAAUAUUACACUAAAAGAAUUAAUGGGAUAUUCCAGAUAACUGAGAUUAAAUAAGAUCAUGGCUUCAUUUUAUCAGAAUUGGAGACUACUAAAUCUCUUUCUAUUAAUAAUUUGUACGAAAAUUUUGAUUCUUAAGAUGAAAAAGUUUAUGCUAAAUACAGCUUUUAUUUGGAUAAUUUAACAUAAAUAUAUCAAAUUUCAUAUCCAAAAAUCUAAUAAAGUUUAAGCGACUUUGGUGGUUUAUGCGAAAUCUUUUUUUUAGCUGCAUUAUUGAUUGUCACUCCUUUAAAUGAAUUAUCUUAUAAAGUUACACUAUUAAAUGAGCUUUUCAAUUUUAAUUUAAAUGAUUCAAAUGGUGAAUAGCAAUAAAAAAUUCACCCUAGUAAUAAUGCUAAAUAACGGUUAAAAUCAAUUCAAUUAAAAACCUCACAAUUAGAGAGAAUGAAUAGAUAAAUGACUACAAAUGGUAGGAAUUCUGAAAAAAAUGAUCAUAAAUUUUUGAUCAACGCUUUAUAGGACAGUAUUAAACGAUUUUUUGACGAAAGAAACAGUAAAUUAGAAUUAUCAUUUUGUGAUUACAUUCCUUGUGCUAGAGGUAAAAAGUAAUAAUUAAUUUCAUAUUCUAUGAAUAAAAUUAAUAAUUCUCUUGAUAUAACAUAUAUUGUAAAAAAAUUGUAGGAAAUUGAUAAAUUAAAAAUGAUUUUGUUAUCACCAGAUUAAAUAAAAUUAUUUGAUUUUCUUCCUAAACCUAAUAUAGAUUUAAAUUCAAAUAAUAAACUCUCCUAUUUUUCAAUUUUAAAGUCUGAACAAUCUGAACUUGAAAAAGCUAUUGAAGCAUAAACUGCCUUCAAUAAUCUUGCAAAAUUUAAAGAUGAUUAAAUUAAUUAACAUUUAGUUGAAUUCUUAGAUGAUGAUAUUAUUUAAUUAUUUAGGAUUAACAUGAAAAAAGAAAUUAAAAGUCUCACUAAUUUUUCUCCUGUUACAUAAACACAUUUUUUGUCUGAACUUCCAAGUAGAAUGCCUUAAAUUGAAUAAUAAGAUGAUUCAGGUUCAGAAUCUUCUCCUUCAAUCAGAUCUAUUGAAAAAGGAGAUUAAUGA